UUAGCAGCACUGUAACUAUAUUUGUUAUUUAAAGAACACGCAAAAAAAUAAAUAAAACAAUAGAAAUGGACAAAAGCGUGAUAGUAAUUAACGAUUCAGUUAUAACUAUUGACAGCGAUGCGGAUGUGGAAGAUGGCGAAGUAAAAGAAACCGAUAUUGAGAUUGUUAACAUUACCGCCAAAUCAACUCCGCCCACCUCGCCGAACGAAACCAACAGCCAGAUAUUGGAUGAGUGUGAUAAUCAAGUAUUCGAGGUGAAAUUUCGGCAUAAGGAUGACUACGAAAGAUUGCAGGAUCGUUUACUGCGCGUGUUUAACAAGACUUUUGCCGCAAACGAAUUGGUUUUCGAAACAAAUGAGACAAAGUCAAGCAUUAUCGCCUAUACAAAGACUGAGACUCCGCUUCCAGAUGAUGAUCUCUUCCUGAUUGACACUGCUCCAACCAGCAAGCUAAACGCAGCCCAAGUGCCGUCAUACAAGCGCGCCCACACCGACAUCCUGGACGAGGAGACGCCAACCCGCAAGAAGCUGAAAGCCGAUUCAGUUAACAAAUGCUUUCGCCCCAAGGUGCAAUCAGCCUGUUUCAAUUGCGGUGGCACCGAUCAUUCCCUGCGAGAGUGUACACGACCCCGCAAUCAGGCUAGGAUACAGCGAGCACGGAAGAAAACCAGUCGAAUGGAGCGUUAUCAUGUGGAUGCGGAGCAGCGUUUUGCCCACAUCCGACCGGGAAAGAUCAGCAGCAAAACGCGACAUGCCAUGGGAUUCAGUCGAGGCGAGUUGCCAUUUAUGUUCUAUCGGAUGCGCGUCUUGGGUUAUCCGCCAGCUUGGCUAGAGGAGGCCAAGGUGCAGAGUUCGGGCAUAACGCUCUUUAAUGCAGAUGGCACAGAAGUCCAGGGACCGGAGGAGGAAGAAGGCGAAUCCGAUAGCUUCAAAUAUGAUGUCAAUAAAAUUAUUGAUUUCCCUGGCUUCAAUGCGCAACCAGGUCCCAAGUUCUACGAUGACUUUCAACAUCACAAUGUGCCACACUUCCAAGACCAUCAACUCAAGGCGAACUUUAUCAAGUCACUGGGCGAGAACAUCACCAAGGCUUAUAAGCGCAAAAAGUUAAUAGAGCUGCCAACGCCACAUGAUGUUACAAUAGAAAGUACCACAAAUUUCGUGGAGCAUGAUAUGGAAUUGGACGAUGAUGAUGAUGUGGAAGAUGUUAUGCAGCCACCUUUACCACAGGAGCCUUGUAUACCUGCCCCCCCUCCGCCACCAGCGGAAGAGACACCACAACGCAGUCCAUCACCAACUUUGGAGGAUCUAAAAGAGCAACAGGCGCAAUUAUUACAUCAACUUGAAUCCAACACGUCGUUAAACACAAGCACUGUCGAGUUGAAUGUGUCCACAGUCGAUAAGGAAACGGAAACAGAAACUGAAACCCCCGCAAUAGCUAUAAAGCCUACCAUCUUUAAGGCCUCCAUUGAAGGCACACCCAUCUUAAAGUUCUCCAAGUUUGACAAACUGCCAGUUGGCGAGAAAUUCAAGGCGGGCGUCAGCGAUGUCAUCAAUUUUGAGAACCUGCCCGAUUCCACUGGCAAAUAUGAACAAAUGAAAGGUUUGCUCAAGGAUGUGCGACAGAAAAUGGAGAAUCUGCAAAAUGCUGACGACUGAGAUCAGAGAUUAAUCAUGGUUUUUUAAUUUGUAAAUACAUUUGUUCUUUUGAAUUCAGCCAAAGUUUUAUUCACCAAUUCAAUUUGAUAUUGCACAUGAAAACCAUGCUAAAUAUGUAAUAUGCUAAUAUACGAUUAUAAGUAUAUAUAGUAUGUAAAAUGUUUGUAUGUAGUACGUAUUCAAUAAGUUUGUACAAAAUUUGAUAUUAAUUAAAAGAGAGUUAGAGUUGCGUCAAUUUGAACUUAACAA
Molecule: messenger RNA, 1904 nt
Organism: Drosophila innubila
Lineage: Eukaryota; Metazoa; Arthropoda; Insecta; Diptera; Drosophilidae
Product: zinc finger CCHC domain-containing protein 8 homolog
Exons: 4
Coding region: 66-1655 (529 amino acids)
Cellular component (GO): catalytic step 2 spliceosome
Molecular function (GO): zinc ion binding; RNA binding
Source: RefSeq, a predicted model, not a curated record